GAAAAACAUUAAUGGUUGCAAAUAAUUAGUGGAUGUUUUCGAUGUUACAAAGUGCACAUAAUAUAUCCAUGUCUGCUUUAUAUAUAUUGUAAUGGUGGUGAAACCUAGAAUGCCAUGAGUAAAAAGCCUUCCAGAUCCCAGGGGCGGAUGGACCUGGUGCCCCCAAUCCGGUCCCUGUUGGAGAAGGGCGUUCCAAGUAUUCCCGCCCUGGACACCUACAUCGGGGACCUAGACACAAAAUUAGAGGAUAACACCAGAAAUCUAGACUUUUGUGUACAAGAUAUUCUCAAUACUGUGAACAAGUUACCUGGCAACCGAGAAUGGGACGAUCCAAGAGAUGCCAUUGCAAAUAUGCUGUCAGCCAACAUGCUGGAGAAGGACUCGUGCUACGACCCAGAACCAGAAGAUGUUCAUACAAUCCUAAGUCACAUUAGUGGGAGUCUGGAGCAGCACCCUGGAUGUGAGGAGGCUAUAUUACAAGAGUUAUUGUCCCUGUCUUCCUCGGAGGGACUGUCUCUCCCUCACACCAGUAGACCUCGUGGGACAGAUCCAAUGGCAUCUAUGGCUUCUCUCAACAUUGCCACUGACAACUGUGAAGAAAACAUUAGUCAGCAAUGGGACCGAAUAGCUUUGCACUUACGGAGAUAUUUCACAGAUCGUCUGACAAAAUUGCCAAUUGACAGUCAAAAACAGGUGAUGGAUUUGUAUGAAAACAAGCGUAUGGAAUACAUACAGAGUUUGUCCACUCUGUACCCCUCGGAGGAUGUGCUCAUCAAGUAUCAGACUUUACGGUCCCAGCAGCUGGACCAUUGCUUCCAUACUCUGCUGCCUGAUGCAGACUCUGAAGCAUAUAAUUCUGUAGCCGUCACGAAAAAUUGUCGAGAACUAGCUGAUAUUAUUUUGAAAAUGAUUGAUGAAGAUUUUGUUAUUUUCAAUUCUGGUGUGUUCAAAAAGUCAUUUAAUAUCGCGCGAGCAAUGCAUGACAUGUACCUGGAAAAAUUUUCAGAUGAAAUGUCAGCACUUGUUGAAGAUAUUUGGGAAGAAAUUGAAGAAAUCAUUCGCAAACAGCCCCCUCAGUCUUCCAGUGAGCAUAGUCAUUUAGGAAAAGGCAACUCUAAACUUGGGAAGAAAGAAAAGGCUCAAAGUCUCGAGUCUGUAUUAUCAACAAAUGUAGCUGAUGAGGAAGUGUCAACAUUCAGUUUGCCUCGAGAUUACAUGGAGUCCAUCCUCAACGUGGUCACCGCUGUCCUUCACAUUGAGGAACAUGUAGAAAGCUUGCUGAAGUGUGCGGCAUGGGACAAUGCUGGGAUCUCCAGUAAAAAAGUAAAGAGGAAGGGUAGUCUCCGUGGUGUACUGAAGACGAGCUCCAGUCCUGAGCCAGUCCGCCGACCUGUCAGCUUUAGCGGCCAUGAUGAUGUCUCCUUCUCCGACAGCUUCUCCUCCUUUGGCUCUUCAUUGUCCGCUCUCACAGACAACAUGCCCGCUCCUAAGGUUGUGGAAAAGGCUCGAGCGGAAGAGAGAUUGAGAUGGGAAUGGAAACUCAUGUUUAAAAAGAUUUCCAAGGAUUUGUCACAGUGUGUUGACAAGCAGAUACGUAACCUCCUAAAGACUACAUUAGACAAGGAGUUGAAAGACUGGAUAGAACUUCAUGUCCUUCAGACAGAGAUGGUCAGAGAGGACAUCUGGGGAGGAAAACUGGACUAUCCCAAGUCUAUCACCAAGUCGGUGCUGGACUUCAUGAACGAACUGGAUUUUCUGUUGCCCUUCGCCAAGGCCGGAUCUGACAGUGUUCUUCACUGUGUGAGGACAGCCUUCGUGGACUCUGCCAAUCUGUGUUUACAGAACUUCCACGUCCACCUCACAAAGCUAAGUGGUGACAUCCCGCGGAAUGCUCCCAUGAAGAGUUUAUAUGCGAUCCUGUCCAGUGCUGCCUAUAUCAGGAAUCACUUGUAUCACUAUGAGUCAGUGCUAAGUCCAGAGGAAAGCAGUAAGAAGGUGUUCACCGUGCUGUACAAACAGUACGAGGAGCUAGUGGAGGCUCUGAGUAAACUCACCACCGAAAUCCACAAUAACUUCAUGGCUACUAGUAUCCUACACGACACGGAGAGCAACAACUGGGCCGACACCAAAGAGUUCUUUGAGGGAGAGAGAUGUUCAUUUACCAUCCAGAUGUGGAACUACCACAUGCGAGGCCUUCGCCAUGAUGCCUGGUCUAUGUGUCCUCCGCGUCUUGGUCAGCGAAUCUACAGCAAAGUUUUACACGAAUCUAUACACAUUCUUGCCAAGAGAUAUGCUCAUGCUAAACCUUCCUACAGGCGAACAGAACAGUACAGAACGGACGUGUUGUCCAUACUAUUAUGUAUGGGAGAACUCCUGCUGCCAGCGUGUAGCUCAGUCUCUAUGUACCUGGACGUCGGUCACUCUCAGCUACCCCACUACCUCAUACAAAACCUUUGUUCCACUCUACUGGCCAGUGUAGCCAUUGUCACAUCUCCCUUGGACAUCUUAUACAAAGUUUUCAAGAGAGGGUUCUAUGACUGCUCCGACAAACAGACAUCAGAAAUUGUCUCUCCAGUAGAGGACGUCCCCGGAUCGAACACAGACUGGUUGUCAUGGAUACAGCCAACCAUAUUCCAGGCGGGACACAAGCACUACGACGACAUGCAGACAACAACAGCGCUGUACAUCCAGUGUAAACUUCUCUUGAGUCAGCCGGAGAUUGACUGGGCCAUGAUCGUCAAGGCAUUGGUGAUGAAGAACUUCACACUGCCAAUACUUUUCCUGACACAGAGUGUUCUCAAUCCAUAUCGGAACUCCCACAAUUCACCAAGGAAGGAAGUGACCUCUAAUGUCACAGCUUUGACCUCCGACCCAGAUGUCAAACAACUUUUUAAUUCCAUUGUCAGCGUUCUGUCAAAGUGUUCCCAGCAUUUCCCUGAUGCUGUUGCUAAAGCAAUAGUCCCAGUAAUCGAUCGGUGUGAACACUGGGUGUACAUGGAGACAAAACACUUACCAGGACGAGAUUUUGAUAUUCCUGUUUGGAUGUACACAAUAUUUGACCUGAUGGAACCGUUCGUACUCAGAGUACUGAAGCCAGUGUUGGAAUAUCUGGUGACUAGUGACCGCUCUGGGACACAGAUUCGACCGGUGAUGACCGUACUAGCUGAGCUUCCCUGUGGCUGCCCUCCACAUAACCCUCCUCCUACCAAGUCACAUAAAUUUGAUGCCAAUAAGGAGUUUAUUGACGUCUCCCUUCGCACUCUGUUGGGCCAAAUGGCCGAGGAUGUGUACGUGCUGCCGACGUCUGUGUGUAUACUGAUGCGUAUGAUGCAGGAACAGUGCACGAUGAAGGGAAUCAAGUCACCCCACAAAUGUGUCAGCCUCAAGAUUAUUGCGAGCUGUUUGAAGUGUAAGCUGUCGGACUUCAGCUUUAUACAGUCCGUCACUGGAGUGACACUUAGUCAGAGUGAUAAGGAUCUACUACUUCUGUUGGCCGACUGUAUCUACAGCACGCUUGUCUACACCAAAUCUAAGAGUCAGGGGACUCCCCGCUUGGCAGGGAAGUUCUGUAAAGAAAACAAGGAAUGGAUUGUGGAAAGGAUUCAGAGCAUUGGUAGCUACAUCAGCAGCGAGAUAUUUGAGACUGACGACAGUAAUAUACUAGAGCUUGCUACCAACGAGUUUAUGGCUCAGCUGUUUUCAUUACUGGCUAGUAACAUUCUGGAUACUGACACAGGUCAAAGAGAUCUGCGUAACAUACACUUCCUCAUCACCAAUAACUUCCUGUGGCUGGAACAUCAUCUUGACAUCCAAUAUGUGCUGCCCCCUGGUGACAACAAACCACUUCCUGUUUUCACCACCAACAUGAAGUCUACAGCACAGAGAGAAUUUGACCCGGCAAAGGAGUUUGAUUUGAUCGGAACUCGGAAGUUUGAUCAUGAGACAAUCAGGAACUUUACAAUACAAUGGCAACAACUGCUUCAGUCCGACCUCGGUCUCAGUGAGUUUGGAUUCCGGACACUUCUCUACAAUCGGCAUGAGAUGCAGGACGGAGCUUAUCUCGAGGAAAAUGAAAAGAAACCAGUUGAAGUUUUACGAUCUGCAUAUGAAAAUGAAGCAAGGGAACUCGGAUGAGGGAUUUAUCAAGUGGAAAAUUGUUUCCGAAAUCAAUGACUAAUGUUAAUACAUAUUUUAGAAUCUUUAGUGCCAUGUAAUAGGUGAUACAAACUUACAAACGUAGUGCUGCUGUUUUGUUUAUUCUAUAAAAUCUUCAACAUGGGCACAACUUUGUGACUUUCAUAAAAUAAAAAUCAAUUUGUACAUGUUAUAUCAGCAUUGCCUAAGUUGUAACGGAGAAUUGUUGAAUAUUGAAACUGAAUUAAUAGUUCAAAAAUAUUCCGCAGGAAGAUAGCAAAAACUGCUUUAAGAAGAAAAACAGCUUUAACAUAAAAUACUAUUAACAAAUCAACAGAUUUGGUACCUUGUUAUGUGUAUUUUAGUCAUGAUCUAGUCCCGUUUUGAAUUCUAUAGUGAAUCUUUUCUGUAACUAUGUUCCAUAUAAUUAUGUAUAUAUAAACAUUACCAAGAAAUUAACUUGUUCCUGGAUUUUUUCCCAUCGUACAAGAAUAUAUCUCCUUAUUGUCAAUUGUAUUGAAUAUUUUCCUGUUUGAACUUGAAUUACAUGUGUUUAAACCUCCAAGUAGUGACAUUGCGCUUGGUUGUAACAAAGAAUUUUUGUUUCUCUUUAUAAUGUCAAUAGAUAAUUAACAUAAUCAAAUUAUUAUCAAAAGCUUAUUGAGAAACUCACAUAUUUUAUAUUUUUAUGUAGAUAAAUCUAUAUUUCCUGGAUAGGCAAAUGUAUUAUUACAGAACUAGGCAUUUUAACACAUAAAAUGAUAUUUAGUGAUUUUAAAUAUCCAGAUUUCCCAAUUUUGUCCUUCUACGCAAUAUUGCAAUGUUACAGCUUCAUGUACUUAAAAGAUUUUACCAUUAGCAUUGAAUGUAGAAGUAUUUAUAUUAAUUUUGGUCAGUUAGUCUGAUGUGUAUUAAUACUCUAUAUCUUUCUAUAGAUUCUCCCCGUAUCUAUUUAUAACCUUUCCCUGUGUCUAUUUAUAGCUUUUUCAAGUUAUAUACAGUAUAUAUUUAUAGCUUUUCGCUUUAUUUAUAGAUUUCCCCAGGAUCUAUUUAUAGCUGUACAGCAAUUAUUUAUUACCACACAUCAUAUUUUAUGAAGCUCUGAUAAAUUAAUUAAUUUCUGUAAGUUAUUUGUUAUCCAGAUGUUGUACCGUCCAAAAUACCCAGUUGCUCAAGUAUGAACCAUUUAUAUUACCGGUAUCUUGUGUAAUGUUUUUGUUCUUUGAAAAUUCUGUAUGUGUAUGUUCAUUCUGACAUUUUUCUUUUAUCCAGAUUGAAAACACAUAAUGAUCAUAGUUGUCAGGUUGGUACUGUGAACCAAACAUAAUAUAGUGUAUUACAUAAUCAAGACUCCCUAAAUCAGUUACUGAGGAUCUACUCAUAUCUAUAUCUAAUUGAAUUAUCAAGUAAAUAGCUGUAUAACAUUUUGGUAGUGAUAAAACUGGCUGAUAUGGAUGUAGUACAUCGUAGUAUAGGUUUGACAUAGAUCUGUAGUGUAGUAUGAUGAAACACAAAGAUAUUUUAUUUCAAAUAUCUGCGCAGUAAUUAAUAUAGUGUUCUAAUCUUUGUUAAUGUAUUUAUUUUUGUUACAGUACUUUAUAAUAGAUUCAACUCUCAAAACAGCUAAUAUACUAAUAUACAUGUUUAUUUAACAUACAUUGUAGUUUAAUUUUCUAGAUGCAUGUUAUAGUUAAAGAUACUGUUUAAAACUUUUUGGGAUAUUUUAAACUUUUCGAUAUUGGUUUUUAAAUAAUUCUUUAUGUCUUUUAUUUAGCCUAAGGUAUUUUCCUAAUUUUUUUUUUUUUUUUUUUCUUUUUCGAUUUUACGUCCCUUUUGGCAGUUAUCAGAAAUAAUUCAUCACAACAAUUUUGUAUCCUUUUUAGCAGGUGUUGUUACUGUGGUCAAUCCUUCCUUAAACAAUUCUUUCUAGUGCUACUUGCCAAAAAAUAUUGGAAGGAUCUUUUUGAAAUAUAUCAUGAUUGUUCCUCAUGAUGCCACCCUUCUUCUUCAUGUUAUGUUUUAAACUGAUCAGUAUAUUGGUAUUUAUGAGAAACCAUGACAGCCAUCUUGAAUUUUGUUGUUAAAAGUUUAUUAGUGCUAUUUCACAGAAAGUGAGAUAUUUUAAAGUUCUCAAUGUAGAUUUCCCCUGGCUUAUAGCUGUGUAUAUUAAAGUAAAAGAUAAGAUGGAAUUGGUUCGGCAAAUCUGUAUGCAUUCUGUCACAAUGGCGGGCUCCAAGAUCCUUCUGGUAACACUAGUUAUGAAUUCCACACAGGAAUCCCCUCCAAAUCUACUAACUGUAAUUAAAGUUUGUUAUAAAAGUUUCUGACAUCCUGUUUUUGAGAUUAGCAUGGAUUUAAAUUUGAGAUUUCUAUGUAUCUAAUACCAUAAUACUGCAUUACCUUAACUUUUUGAGUGUUUUUAUAUUGAUCAUAGUGUUGGCUACUCUAGCUAUCACAAGAACUCCAGAUCUAUAACACUUGUUCAUUGCAAAUGUUGGGAUCAAGAAGAUACUGCCUACAAGAAACGUUUGCCUUGUUUAACUGUCACCAUUGCCCAAUAGUAAGAUUUAAGGGCAAAUUUGAUAAUGUAACAAAAAUUUCACAACGCUCUACCAUAAACAUUUCACAUAAAUAUGAUCAAUAUGUGUUAAAUGCAUUGAAAAAACUUUUCUUUCAUUAGGCAAAAGAUUUCUUGGGCAAAAGAACCACUGCAUUCACUUGAACACUGAAAAUCAUGAAAAAGUAAUUUAUGAAUCUUCAAAGUGUAGCAACUUAUCAGUUUAUCGUUUUUCCCGCCAAAUAAUUUAUGGGGGGGAUGUUUUUGUUGUCUCAUGAAAUGUUAAGACAUAUUUAUACAUUAUUGUACAGAGACUUUAUGACCUUGUUGAACAUAUGUUUUUGAUGUGUAAAUUGAUAGUCUCCGAUCUGAUGUUUUUUGUUGUUAACCUUAAGGAUUGUUGUCUGUGAUAUCCAUGAUAUUUAUUACUAAUUUAUGACCAAAUAAAGUACUUCCUCCUUA
Pecten maximus is the source of this 7153-nucleotide messenger RNA. RefSeq lists its product as uncharacterized. Lineage: Eukaryota; Metazoa; Mollusca; Bivalvia; Pectinida; Pectinidae. The record is from RefSeq and is a predicted model, not a curated record.